Molecule: messenger RNA, 2735 nt
Organism: Rhagoletis zephyria (snowberry fruit fly)
Lineage: Eukaryota; Metazoa; Arthropoda; Insecta; Diptera; Tephritidae
Product: MAP/microtubule affinity-regulating kinase 4
Biological process (GO): intracellular signal transduction; microtubule cytoskeleton organization; protein phosphorylation
Cellular component (GO): cytoplasm
Molecular function (GO): ATP binding; tau-protein kinase activity
Source: RefSeq, a predicted model, not a curated record
AUUAUCAGAAGUCAGUGCUAGUGCCGCCGCCCUGCCCACCCGCCACACCGCCCUACCAGAGGCUAACAAAAGCGCUGCAGUGCGAUCCAAGAUGCGGACACGAGGUAACUAUCGGCCGACGCAUUGGUCUUUACAGAUUUUGCGGCGACAUUGGGCGUGGCAAUUUUUCCAAAGUCAAAUUAGCUGUUCACCAGUUAACCCGAGACAAAGUGGCUAUCAAAGUAGUUGACCGUGGAGGCUUGGAUGCGAAAGCUCUGCGUAUGCUGUCCAGUGAAAUUGCAACACUCGAAUGUGUGCAUCAUCCCAAUAUUUUAAGACUCUUCGAAGUGGUGGAGACACUGGGACGUGUGUAUCUGGUCACAGAGUGGAUACGCGGAGGCGAACUCUACAAUCACAUCACCCAGGGUGGUCCGCUGCGGGAGAUACACGCUGCGCCUUUGUACAAGCAGCUGUUGUUGGCCGUAAAACACAUGCAUAGCUUGGGCUUUGUACAUCGCGAUAUUAAGGCUGAAAAUGUGCUACUGCUGUCAGAGGAUCGCUUGAAGUUGGCCGAUUUUGGCUUUAGCACACAACUUAUCAAUGGUGCCAAUCAGAAACUGGACACGUUCUGUGGCUCGCCGCCUUAUGCAGCGCCGGAACUCUUUUCGGAUGAUCAUUACAUUGGUGCGCCAGUGGAUAUUUGGGCUCUCGGCAUAUUGCUCUACUUUAUGGUUGUCGGUAAUAUGCCAUUUCGAGCGCCUACAAUACCUGGAUUGAAAGCGGCUAUAUUGAAGGGUGACUACCUGCUGCCUGGACAAUUAAGUCUGCCAUGCAUAAGACUUAUACAACGCAUUCUCAUUCACAUCCCUGCUCGUCGACCAACCAUCGAUGAUAUGCUCAACAGUCAAUUUGUUUGCUAUCCAAAACUCAGCGCCGAACUUAUGCAAUACGAGAUAAACUUGCGUACGAAGCCCGUGAAGCGUUCCGGUUUCUGGGUGCGCUCGAAAUCCAGACGCAUGCGCAAAUCGUAUUCACUGCGCGAACGUUACAUGGAGGUGACCAAUAAGCCGCCCAUCAACAUGAAUACCCGCAAGAACGACGGUGUAUUCGUAGAUAAUUUCUUGCAUCCGAUAGAAAUCAAUCGGGAUCUGCCAAACGAACUCAACAAGGAGCCAUCGAAGCCAAACACACCAAAGCGUUCGUUCUUCUGCGGCACGCUAAAAAAGAAAGUCAGCCCCAUGGAGAUCGAAAAAGAAAGGCAGUUUGCCAAUGGAAAUGGCUGUGAGAAUCGGCAAUGGAAUGUGGAUGUGGCCAUCGACUGUCCGCUUUUCAAGAAUUACGAUGUUGAGACCGGAGAGCUCAUUAUGCUGCCAACCGACACCGAUGAUUUGACAUUGGUGAAGCCACUGGAGUAUGAAGCGCGUCAGCUGCUGGACGAGCUGGGCAUCAGCUCGGAAAUGCUACGUGCGGCGUUACAAAAUGGUCCACGCAGCGAUAUAAUUGGGGCGUAUCGCAUUGUAGUGAAUCGGCUGCAGAAGCAGUCGUGGCUGGCGCGGAAGCAUGUCGAGCUGGCGCUGCAAGAAAUGCCAAAGAUUGAGAAAAAGAUGGAACGCUCGUGUUGCAUACUCUAAGGCGUGUAAUAUGGAAGCGUACCUGGCUGUUUUCUCACUUCCACUACCAAAUACACACCAUUCUUAAUACUCCAUUUACCCAUACAACAUUUCAACAACCAACUGUCUUUCUCUGUGUCUGUGUCUGAAUUUCUGUCUCCACAACUCUUUAAAAACUACUCCAAACUUAUGCAUAAAUAUGUGUGACUCUGUCUAUCUACGUAAAUAAGUAGUUGUGUUUAUUAAUGGAAAGUGACUAAAUUCAUUGACAGAUGUACUAAGUGAAGUUACAAUACAUUUACAAGUAGUUAGAGAUGUGUAAGUGUAGUGGUUUUGAUCUCUGAUCUUGAAGAAGAAGACUACUCAAGAAUUUUAUUAUGUCUGCAUGAAAUCGUUAGAAACGAAAAUACUUAUAUGUAUGUGUAAUGCGUCGUUAGUCGAAUUUUAUAGUUGUAGUUGUAAUGUAAUUAAUAAUAGUGAAAUGGUUAAUUAACCGUUAGCUGAAUAUGUUCGCUCCACAUAAACUUCAAGAAGCGGAUAUUCUAUGUAAUCAGUUAUGUACCAAAAAAAAAAAAACAAAAACCAAAACCAGAACCAAAACCAAGGCAAAGACAAAGACAAAAACGAAAACGAAAAAAAAAUACAUACAUAUAUGUAUGUACAUAUGUUUAUUAUUAUUAGACACACGCGAAUGUGUUUACGUUUAAUAAGUGUUAUAUUUUGUAAUUUUAUAAUUUCGAAAAUUGUAGUAUUAAAAGACAAAGAACGCUGUAUUUUAGUUCUGAACUGUGACAAAUGUAUCUAAUUAAACUAGAAAUAAAAUAAUUUUAUCACAUUGUCGGUCCAUUUUAACUCACAAAUUUGCGCCGAAGUGGAAAACAAUAAAAAAAGCUGCGAAAAAUAAACAAACAAAACAACAGCGAGGAAAGCAGCAUGGACUUUGCACUCCCAUGGAGUCAUUUACAUACAUACAUACAUACAUACAUACAUACAUACAUAUAAACAUAGACGCAAACAUGAGAUACAUGGAAAAUAUCUUUAUAGAUAUAUAUAUUAUUUUUUAAUAAGUUUCGAUUUGAUUUAAUGCGAUGACGAAUGUAAUUGACUAAGUCAAAUAAAUAAAUAAAUAAAUAAUGAAAAUUCGGA